Molecule: messenger RNA, 5289 nt
Organism: Amphiprion ocellaris (clown anemonefish)
Lineage: Eukaryota; Metazoa; Chordata; Actinopteri; Pomacentridae
Gene: ctif
Product: CBP80/20-dependent translation initiation factor
Exons: 14
Coding region: 391-2457 (688 amino acids)
Biological process (GO): regulation of translational initiation
Cellular component (GO): cytosol
Molecular function (GO): translation activator activity; protein binding; RNA binding
Source: RefSeq, a predicted model, not a curated record
CGCCGGGGUAACGGAUACAAACACUGCUAGCUUCCCAGACAGCAUGGGCGUGGCUUUAAGUGCAAAAUAGAAUGGAAAACUGUCGCUAACGUGAUGCUGGAAUUGUUAUUGUCAGUUGGAUGAAGUAACGUUAUCUUCUACCUGUAUGGCAGAAAUGAUAGCAAGAGUCGGUUUAAGUCUUAGAUGUCAGUGUGCUGUGGAAAGGAGCUGAGCUAGCUGCAGAUCAGCAGCUGAGACAGGCUGCUGACCCUCACAACAAAGACUGGAUUACAACUGCUGCUGUGGCAAGACAGAGAGGCAGCACUGAAAACUCACACAUAGUUUGAGUUUCCCAGGCCACUUUCCUCCCUCCCUUCCCCUCUUCCCCUUCCGCCCAUCACACCGGUUGCCAUGGAGAACUCUUCGGUGGCGUCUGCAUCGUCUGAGGCUGGGAGCACACGCUCGCAGGAGAUAGAGGAGCUGGAGCGCUUCAUCGACAGCUACGUGCUGGAGUACCAGGUGCAGGGGCUUCUGGGAGACAAGGCAGAUGGAGACUUGGACUUGGACAAUGGCGGCAAGGUGCCACAGUGGACAGAUGACUUCAAUGACAAGAGAGAUGGUAGCUGGACAUCAUCACGAGGAAGAGGCUCAUCUAAGCCCGACGAGUGGGAGCACAGCAGCAACGGCAGUACAGGUUCCAGGCCCAGUUCAGGCUCCAGACCUGGAUCUGGCUCACGCUCCGGCAGCAGGGGCCGAAACAACCAGUUCAAAGGUCCAGCCAAGAAUGGGAACAGAGAUGGCUCCUUUGACAUCCUGGGGACAGACAUUUGGGCUGCUAACACUAUGGACUCCCAUGGAGGUGCAGGUUGGGACGUGCAGCCAGAGAAGCUGGAUUUCAGCCAUUUCCACAGGAAACAUUUAAGAGGAACGCCAAAGCACCUGCCACACAUUGACAGAGAGGGGAUGAACAAAACCAAGUUUGAGGAAGAUGACGGCAUAGACAUGAAUGACAUAGAGAGGUUCCUGCCCCAUCUGCGCUCUGUCUUCCCACCACUUCCUAAUGAGGCAGAGAUCGCACACACCAAAAAGCUCUUCCGACGCAAGAGGAAUGACCGACGAGACCAGUUAACCAUACUUCUACCUACUGGCCCAGGGGGAAGGCGGCAAGUCUCAGCCAGGAGACAGCAGCGGCCUCAGGGAGGAGGAGGAGGCGGCGGAGGAGGUAAAAACCAGCCUCAGCAGGUACUACAACAGUCACCGCAGCAGCAGAGGGCUCAAACCCAGCAACAGUCUCCAGAACUGGGAGAUAACAGAAACAAUAGUGCUGGUCGGCCGCCUCGCCAGUACCAAGGAGGACAUGGGCAGCGCCAAGGAGGACCCCCACACCACGGAUACAGCCAGAACCGGCGUUGGCACCACAAUCAGAAAGGUCAGGGACAUGGACAGACAAACACUUCAGGUGAUAAAGGAGUACCCCCAAGAACAACCAAAGACAAAGAGACUGAGAAUGUAAAACUGGGUGAUGAGCAGAUCAGACCACCUCAAGACUGGAGCAGUAAGAAUCCCAAUGAAUCACCCAAAUCUGACUCAGUCCCCAGUACAAAUGUUUUCCCAGACCUGACAAUUAACAAGGAGUCUCCCAACCCGCCGCGAAGUGGAAAGGCAAGCGAGGGCCAGUCGGAGCAGCCCAAAAUCAGCCUGCUGCAGUCGUCAAAGGAAAGGCUGAGGAGGAGACUAAAGGACAAGGAGGAGGCGCGUGUGGAGAACUCGGGCUCCGGAUCACAGAGCAUGGACCGGCUGGUGGACCUUCUCAACAGCAUGAGGAGCAACAGCAGCGGGGUGGAGCAGCAGCUGGCCUCCUUCAUGGAGGAGGCGCAGUGCUCGGCUCGGAACGAGGAAACCCUGGCUCAGGUGGUCAGCACCAUCUACUCCAAGGCCGUGUCCGACAGGAGCUUCGCAGCAACGGCCGCCAAGCUCUGCGACAAGAUGGCCCUGUUCAUGGUGGAGGGGACCAAGUUCAGAUCGCUGCUGCUCAACAUGCUGCAGAGGGACUUUUCCCGUCGUGAGGAGCUCCAGCAGUCAGAUGUGGAGCGGUGGUUAGGUUUCAUCACGUUUUUGUGUGAGGUGUUCAGCACCAUGAGGAGCAGCUCUGGAGAGCCGUUCAGGGUGCUGGUGUGUCCCAUCUACACAUGCUUACGAGAGUUGCUCGAGUCAUCAGACGUAAAGGAAGAUGCAGUCCUCUGUUGCUCCAUGGAGUUGCAGAGCGCUGGGCGUCUCCUGGAGGAGCAGCUCCCCGAGAUGAUGACGGAGCUCUUAGCGGCUGUCAGGGACAAGAUGCUUUGUCCGGCCGAAUCUCAGCUGACUCGCUCUCUGCUCAUGGAGGUCAUCGAGCUGCAUGCACACCGCUGGAGCCCCCUGGAGGCCCUCACCACCCAAUACUACAACCGUACCAUCCAAAAGCUCACCACCACUGCCUAGGUUCCAGGAGUAGAGAAGACAAGCCCCCCCCCCCCCCCCCGGAUGCCCCAAGAAGAUGUUUUCUACUUUUUAAUUACGAUACCAUCACCCUCUUGCCUAAAAUUAAAGAAUGGGUAAUGAGCUUAACUGUAAAUUCCACAAUUACUCCAAGAUAGGUGACCACUGCCGCAAACAAACCGCACACGAGCCACCAAACAGGUAUCAAGGCUUCAACACUACAUGUGGCGCAUUUGACACACGUUUGAGAAAACAGUAGGAGAUACGUGGCCGGUAGGGGCAUGCUUGGCCACACAGAGUCUCGCCUGGCUGUGGCUAGUGGGGGAUAAAGGAGGCAUCAGACAAGAGAGGGGUCAUGCAGGGGAGAGGAGGAGAGGGCAGCAGCCUGUCCGUGGGGAAUAGAGAGAUCUGUACCCAAAGAUGAAUAGAGAAGGGCAGGGGUGGCUGGGUGGGUGGGGGUCAGGGUGGUCUGUGUCAGUCUCUUCAUUGUGUUCAUUUGCCAAACCACCCUCCCCUCUUUCUGUCUCUUUCUCCUCCCUCCCCCCUUCUGUCUCUCCGUCAGCCCCUGGGGUCUGUGUGGCUGAUAAAAGAGGAGGAGGAGGAGGAGGAGGAGGAGGAGGAGGAGGAGGAGGAGGAGGAGGCAGAGGCAGGGAGUAGACACGGUGCUGUCUGUCUGGGCCGUCUGCCCCGCCGGGCCAGGGACCAGGUCAAAGGGCCUCGCUGUGGAGCUCCCCAGCUCCCACAGCUCCUCCCCGCCUUUGUCUCCCCAACUACACCCCCCACAGCAGGAAGCCUUUUUGAGGGGAUGAGACAGCGGGCCUGCUGGGCCGGGCUGGGCUGAGGAUAAGGAUCAGGCUGGCUAGAGUAGGGUGGCAGAUGGCUGCUUGAGCCCCUGUGAGACGACACACUCCUAACACACCCCGUUGGCACCCCAGCUCCAAGCUCCCCGAGCUCAGGCCAGUGUUUCCAAUACAAGCAGGAGAAAUACUGCAGUGGUGGGGGGGCAGCAUUAGAAAAUUAAAGCAGACACUGCUGUCUGGUAAUUCUUUUGUUUUUGUCUUGCAGGGGAAUGUCUCUUCUCCUCCGUUAAGCCGUGCAUGUCUAUGCUUUGUUAACCACAUCAUUGAUAUUAUUAUAUAUUUUUUAAAUCAUUUAUUGUUUUUAUUAUUGAUGUUUCAUUUUGAAGUCUCGUUUUUAUGGUAACACGUAUGUAUGAGAUAUUAUAGUGGUAGGCCUUAUUGCACAGAUUUGAUUAGUUUUGCACUGUUUUGAGGCGAUUUGCUUUAAAAAUUCAAAAAGAAAAAUAGGAAAAAUUUGAAUUUGACUCAGUGCUUGUGGAUUAAUAUUAAAUCUUAGUAGUGAGAGUAAUGGGUUGAGCAUAGUGAGGGAGUUUAGGAUGUUUUAAAGGACUAGUGGCCUUGUCAAUUAUCCUUUUUUUUAUAGAAGCUCUCUUGUUUCAGGGCCUGCAAGGCCAGUGGCUACAGAGAGCAUGCUGAGGACUAAACGGUUGGACUUUAUCACAUUGUUCUGUUGCUGAAGGAAAAAAACAAAACAAAUUGAAACAGCAAAGAAGUGAUGUGACAACAUAAAAAAAGCAUGGCACACUGAGAAACAGAAGCGAAAUGCUUCUUUACUGUUUUCUCCUAUUUAAGCCAUUCUUUGCAGUGGACAUUUUGCAAGUGUUUAAUAUCGACUGUAUCUGAUCAUGCUUUGUUUUUGAGGAAAAUGACAACUAUUAACCUGUGUAUUUGAAGAUGACAAUGAUGAAAAGACAAAAAUCUUAUUGUUUGACCUCAUAUUAGCUAGUCAUAUGUGACCCUUAUUCCAGCUAACGUGUGUACUAUGAUAUUGACGUACCAAGCCAAUCAUGUACCAUUUGUAAAUGGGCUCUAUAUAUAGUCUGCAUACAGUAUAUUUACAAGUAUUUAAAAACACUGAAAUAGAGGGGAAUAGUGCAACAGAGAUGUUACACAUAGGAAGACUGUGGUCGCAUGGCUAGAAGUUGGACUUCCCAUGCAUUUCUAUAAGGAACUAGCUCUUUGCUUGGGAGCAGUCACACACACAUACAUGCAUACAUACAUGCACAUAUGCACAUGCAUACAUAUACUUAGUUCCCCACUGAAUCUCUGUGGGCAGUUGUAAGUGUUUUUAUAUUAUUUUCUGUGUCUUGCAUCAAGAAUUUUAAGAUCUUGUGUGGUAGUAACACACCCCAGAAGAUUAGUUAGAUGAGAUGGUGAUUUAAAGCUCAAACAUGUUUUUGGAGGUGCAACCUAAUCAUCUGUAUGUGUGUCUGCUUAAGAAGUGGUUAUUGUUUUUAUGUCUUUUGUUGUCCUUACUUCAUUUCUAGGUUUCUAUUUAAAUUAUAUUUAGCUCAUUUCUAUAUAAAUGAUUUUUUUCUUCUGGUGGGUUUUCAAGACAUCUGAAACAGUGAUACCUAGCUUGCUGGCAAGUGUGUAAGUGUGGUAUUUACUUUGUGAAAAGAAAAAAAAAAGCCCAUCGGUCAAUGUCCAUUAUGCAAAGAGCGGCUCACUCACAGCAGAUCGGGGCAGGUGGGGAUUGCCCCCUUCGUCUGUGGCUUUGGAGCCUCCCCGCCCCGCGUGCCCUUAGACCCCUCUGCUCGGGUCACAUGACUCACUCGACGAUUGAAUGAGAUGCACCUUCAUUUGCAUAGUGUCAUGAAUAUUGAAAAAAUACGAGGCGCCGGUCGGUGCGCAGACGAGCUUUAGAUUGGCAAUAGUGGGUCAUCUGUGAGUUCUUGUUUGUUUUGUUUUUCUAAGCAACUGAAAAAUAAACUAACAGGAAAGUUUAAAAAAAAAAAAGACGUGACGGAACAAA